Aspergillus affinis is the source of this 2442-nucleotide messenger RNA. RefSeq lists its product as uncharacterized. The record is from RefSeq and is a predicted model, not a curated record. The coding region runs from base 1 to 2442 and encodes 813 amino acids. NCBI's taxonomy places the organism in Eukaryota, Fungi, Ascomycota, Eurotiomycetes, Eurotiales, Aspergillaceae. The transcript is spliced from 2 exons.
AUGGCGACAGUUUCUACGAAAGAAGUUUCGGUUGCCGAUAUCCCCACCAAAUUGGUCACUUUCACCGGUGAUCAAGCCACCGUUGUUCGGGAGAUUUUCACCACGGUCCAGCCGGGUCAAAAUGAAGUUACCAUCUACGGCCUAGAUCCGAAAAUCGACGUCGACUCGAUCCGUAUCGAAGGAAGCGGCCCCGCGACCAUAACAGACAUCCAGACACAAAUCAUCCCCCGACGAGAGAACUUCACGGAUGUGUUCCCCGAGGAUUCCGACACCGACGACGGCGGCGAUGAGGAUCCAGAUGACAUAGACUACGGGUUUGACGACUCGGAGUUACUGGCAACUCGAGAGCAGAUUACUGGUAUCCAAGCGAAGAAGUCGAAGGCCGCCGAUAAUUUGGCUGCGACUGCUGCGAAGCUGCAGUUCUUGGACAAAUACGGCAAAUCCAUGAGUCCCGAGACGACGGAUCUUUUCAAGGUCAAUGACUUUCUACAACUGUAUACGCGUCAGCGCUCCGAAGCGGCCGAUACGAGUCACGCGGCUGAGGUGGAGCUUCGCGAGGUAGAGAACGAGCUGGAGAAGCUUGAAACAAAGAAACAGCAGCUCGAAUCGAAACAGCAGAAGGCGAAAAAGGCGGCACUGAAGGAUUUCUAUCGUGCGCGGGAGGAGCAGCAGCGAGCGCGCAGGCAGAAGCGACAACAGCGAGAGCGAGAAAGGCUUGAGCGACGCAAAUUCUGGACCAACAAUGUCGGCCACGUGCGCGUGUCUCUAGACAGCAAUUCAGGUCCUACGCCUGGAUCGAGCCGGCGAAACUCGGUCGUUGACGAAGACUCGACUGGGGAACAUGCCAAGCCCGAAGCUGAUGUGACGAUCCUCCUGACCUAUGUGUUGCCUGGGAGUCAUUGGGCGGCGCGAUAUGAAAUGAAUAUCAAUACGCCUUCAUCAACGGCUCAGAUGACCUGUCUCGCGGAAUUCCGGAAUUCCAGUUCCGAAACCUGGCGCGAUACUCAAGUGGCACUGUCAACCUCGAAAGCGUCCUUCUCUGGUCUCCACGAGCGUGUCCCUUCCCUAGAAGCUUGGCACAUCCAGCUAGAUCCGGACAACGCCAGUAAUAAGCCAUCAUGGCAUAAAAUCCUGAAGGGUGGAGGCGAAGCUGGCGAGAAACCUGGGCCGAGUGCAGCGCGAAAAAAGGAACACGAGUUCCAGCUGAUGUUGCUUGAACAGCAAAAUAAGAGGAGACUGAUGAUGGCAAGGCAAGAGCAACAACAGAACGCACUCCAAGCACCUCAACAAGCAGCGCCGGGAGGUCUUUUCGGAUCAGCCUCAGGCCCAGCAGUCGGAUCUCGCGCUAGUAACCCAUUUGGAUCACCGCAACCGGUACCAGAAUCGCAGCCAGGCUCAGGCCUGUUUGGUGGCGCAAGAUCCCUUUUCGGAGGGUCCUCAAAUGCUGCCACUACCGCCCAAAUGCAGGCCCAACAGGCCCGACAGGCCCAAAUGCAAGCCCAACAGGCCCAAAUGCAAGCCCAACAGGCCCAAAUGCAAGCCCAGCAGGGCCAGAUGCAAGCCCAGCAGGCCCAACAGUCCCCUACCAUGCUAUUUUCGGCCAUGCCACCACCCAUGGCCAUGGCAGAUACCGGCAAUGUCGAUUAUGAGGAAGAUUAUGAGGAAGAGUUGGGGGGUGAAGAAGACGAUGAAGAGGAUGAAGAAGACGAGACCGCGUUGUCUCCCGAAAACUUGGACCACCAGGACUCCGUCACGCAACAAUACGGACUUACCACGACCCAUGAGCUUCCCGGUCGUCGCACCGUGAUUCCCUCAAGUGUCAGCCGACGUCAUAUCCUCGCCGAAUUAGACCUGGAGUCCAUGUCCCUUUCAUACCUCAUCGUGCCAAAGCAUCGCACCGCCGCCUUUCUCCGCGCGCGCAUCCAGAACACCUCUUCUGCGCACAUGCUGCGCGGUAAGGUGGGUUUGUCCGUGGACGGAACAUUCCUAGGCGCGAUUUCCAUGCCCAGCACCCCGCCCAAUGAGUUCUUCAGUCUCUCGCUGGGUAGUGACCCAGCCAUUCUGGUGAAGUACUCCAAACCCACCGUGCGGCCUGCGUCGGGCUCUUUCUUCGUGAAGGAAGAAGCGGCGGUGUUCCGGCGUAGCUGCUGGAUCAAGAACACCAGGGACACGGCCGUGGACGUCAACGUGAUGGAUCAGGUGCCGCUGAGCGAGCACGACAAGUUGCGCGUGCACAUCCUCGAGCCAGCGGGUCUCGCCGAGGAAGGAGACGAGACGGACCUCGAUCUGAGCGAAGACGUGGGGGAGGGCACGGCCGUCAUGGGGAAAACUGGGGAGAUUAAAUGGAGCAUUCGGCUGGAGCCUGGCAAGGAGGUGCGGACUGUGCUAGAAUAUGAGGCGCGAGUGCCGAGUGGGAGUGAGGUGGGUACGUCUUAUGGAUAG